AUGGACGAGGCAAGCCAGGCCACAGAGCCCGAGGCGCUGAUCCCCAUCACGAAGGGCAGCAGGCACCUGGUGCUGGUGGGAGACCACAAGCAGCUGCCACCCGUGGUGCAGAGCCAGGCCGCCAAGCAAGGCGGGCUGGGCACGAGCCUGUUUGAGCGCCUGCUGGAUGCCGGGGCUCCCAGCGCCAUGCUGCAGGUGCACUACCGCAUGCAUCCCUCUCUGUCAGCCUUCCCCAAUGCACAGUUCUACGAUGGCCUGCUGGUUGAUGGCGUGAGGGCCGCCGACCGCACGCGCCCCGAGGGCUUUGCGUUCCCAUCGGCGGGCCACAACGUGGUGCUGGUGGACAUCGACGGCGAGGAGCAGACCAGCCUGCGCGGCAGCCACAGCAAUGAAAAGGAGGCUGAGGUCGUGGUGCGGCUGGUGACGAGGCUGGUAGAGCGGUGCGGCCUGCGCACAGGCCAGGUCGGCAUCAUCUCGCCUUACAAGGCCCAGGUGCAGCUGCUGGCGCGGAAGCUGCCGUUUGAGACCACCACCAAGGUCGGCGGCGGGGGCGACGACGACGAUGAGGCUGCGAGGCUCAACCUGCUGGAGUGCAAGUCGGUGGACGGCUACCAGGGGCGCGAGAAGGAGGUCAUCGUGUUCAGCGCGGUGCGCUGCAACUCGCGGCGCGAGAUCGGGUUCCUGAAGGACUGGCGGCGCCUGAACGUGGCCCUGACGCGCGCGCGGCGCGCGCUGGUGGUGGUGGGCAGCUGCCGCACGCUGCGCGGCGACGAGAACUGGGGGGCGUUUGUGGAGUGGGCGGAGGCCAAUGGCUGCGUGGCCAAGGCGUCCCAGCUGUAA
This is a messenger RNA of Monoraphidium neglectum, 840 nucleotides long. RefSeq lists its product as hypothetical. Gene Ontology annotation, molecular function: RNA helicase activity. Gene Ontology annotation, biological process: nuclear-transcribed mRNA catabolic process, nonsense-mediated decay. Bases 1 to 840 code for a protein of 279 amino acids. Lineage: Eukaryota; Viridiplantae; Chlorophyta; Chlorophyceae; Sphaeropleales; Selenastraceae. The record is from RefSeq and is a predicted model, not a curated record. The transcript is spliced from 7 exons. Gene Ontology annotation, cellular component: cytoplasm.